Messenger RNA from Lates calcarifer (barramundi perch), 528 nucleotides. RefSeq names its product myelin-associated glycoprotein-like. The record is from RefSeq and is a predicted model, not a curated record. The transcript is spliced from 2 exons. Bases 20 to 463 code for a protein of 147 amino acids. Lineage: Eukaryota; Metazoa; Chordata; Actinopteri; Centropomidae.
AUUAGUGCAACAGAAAAGCAUGACAGGUGCUAUAAAGGUUUUCUUCGUAUGCUGUCUACUUCAAGGUAGCUUAUGCCAACAUUGGGCAGCCUUCAUGCCCCAGACAGUGGAGGGGCUGAGUGGCUCCUGUGUGAUCAUCCCCUGCAGUUUCAGCUUGCCUUCAGAAUGGGAUCAACACCUGGACGAUACGUGCAAAGCCAUAUGGAAGAGAGGCAGCUGGACCCGAAUGCAGGUGUUCGAUUCCAGCCUCACCGGACCGAGUGCGAGCUUAAACAUCCUGCAAGGAAACCUAACAGGGAUCCUGCGUGAGAAGGACUGCAGCACCAUCUUCCACAACCUACCAUCGAACCACUAUGACAAUUAUUACUUCAGGCUGCAGUGUGACAACUCGCUGAAGUUCAACUUUCAAACGAGUGUCCUUAUCACUGCUCAAGGUUUGUGUUGCAUUCUGUUACUCUUGUAGAUGUAAACUCACAUCAUUUGGUAUCUCUGUUGCCACUUCCUUACCGUCUUUACUCCUCAGAUUCA